This is a messenger RNA of Emiliania huxleyi CCMP1516, 912 nucleotides long. RefSeq lists its product as hypothetical. The record is from RefSeq and is a predicted model, not a curated record. NCBI's taxonomy places the organism in Eukaryota, Haptophyta, Isochrysidales, Noelaerhabdaceae. The coding region runs from base 222 to 680 and encodes 152 amino acids. The transcript has 5 exons.
CUUUCCUAGACCUUUCCUGGAGCCUUCCUGUAGGCCGCCGUCGUGGCCGAGGGGACACUCCUCGCGCUCGGCGAGGCGGUGGUCUGGGUCGGCCUCACUAAAUAAUGACUCCCUUAGGCGUAAGUCUUGAAUUAGGCGAGGCGGUGGUCUGGGUCGGCCUCACUAAAUAAUGACUCCCUUAGGCGUAAGUCUUGAAUUAGGCGAGGCGGUGGUCUGGGUCGAUGACUUCCUUAGGCGUAAGUCUUGAAUUAGGCGAGGCGGUGGUCUGGGUCGGCCUCUUCCUCGCCUGCUUCCGCGACGGUCGCGAGAAGCAGAGGCGCGCGCGCGAGCUGGGGAGGGAGGGAGGGGAGGGGAGGGAGGGGGAGCGCCGGGCGGGAGGAGCCUCUCGGCGCCACUGCAGCGCGAGCUGCUCGAGGCGAGACGAGACGCCUUUGAGCAAGACCAGAGGUAGGUCGGCGCUCGUGAGAGAGCAGCAACGGGAGGUGAUCGCGCUGCAAAAGCAGCUCGCGCUGCUCGGUUGCACGCCGCCCGCCGCCAGCGCCGCCAGCGCCGUCGCCGCCAACUCGCCCGCCUCGGCACCCGAAGGGUAUAACACUUCUCCGCCCGGCGCCGGGGAAGGGGGUGGGGAAGGGGCGAGCAGCCACCACCGCCCGAGCGCAUCGACGCCCUUCCUCGUCUGAUUGCGGCGCCCGGUCUCUCACGCUGCCGCCGCAAGUGGCCCCGGGUUGCGACUGUCUCUUGUCCUUUGUCGGAGUGUGUGUUCGGAUUGAUGUGCCGUGAUCUCUGAGUUCUGUGGGCCCUGGGGAGCGGCGAGGGGCGAACCCAGGACACAGAGCGAAAGUGUGUGGUGCCCGUGUCUCGUGAUCGAUUAUCUUUAUGUGCAAUGUAAGCGACGAGAAUGCCAUGCUCGUG